Patella vulgata (common limpet) is the source of this 2106-nucleotide messenger RNA. RefSeq names its product serine beta-lactamase-like protein LACTB, mitochondrial. NCBI's taxonomy places the organism in Eukaryota, Metazoa, Mollusca, Gastropoda, Patellidae. The transcript has 7 exons. The record is from RefSeq and is a predicted model, not a curated record. Bases 274 to 1812 code for a protein of 512 amino acids.
GUUAACUUGUAGUCUUGUCUAACAGGACUAGAAAAAAGACGUUUUGUGUAUGUAAAUGUUGGUGUAUGUUACCACAGUCAUUGGAGGGGCGGGAAUAAGUAUUUUGUACUAUUAAUGAUAUGAAUCAAGAUAAAUGCAUAAUUAGGCGAUAAUUUCACGCCAACACGAAAUCGCUCUGCACGGGAGGAUGACUUUGGUGGGGUCAUAACUCUAACGGGAAUAAUAGAUUUAACAUCCAGCCAUUCCAUUAUUUCGAUCAGCUGUUUGGUGAACAUGAUGAAUAAUAUAGCAAAAUACAGACAAAUAAUUUCUCAUUCCAAUGUAUAUAAGAAUUUGGAUAAGGAUGGGAGGGAUUUGUUCCGCUUUCAAAGAAAUGUCCAUCAGAAAAUUGUGAAUCAUAAAAAUGGGUUGAAGCCAUGUUCCUCGGAAAGCAAUCGUGAUAAUGAUUAUGAUUAUCAUUAUAAUUAUACACACGAAAGACAUGGCAGUGGCUUAAACUUAAAGAUACUUUACUCGGCUGUUUUGGGGUUUGCUGGAUUCAAUUUAUGGAAAAAUUCAAAUUGUGAAGAAAACCGGGAAAAUGCAAUCAACAAUUUGUUACCAAAGAAAACAUUAAAUGAAGCAAUAAAUAUUGCAAGAGACCUAACAAUAAAAGUGAAGGAUGAAAGUGGUUGUCCUGGUAUUGUUGUAGCUGUUAGUAUUGAUGGCAAACAGGUUUGGUCUGAAGGAUUUGGUUAUUCUGAUAUAGAGAAUCGUAUUGCCUGUACACCAGAUACUGUUAUGCGUAUUGCUAGUAUCAGUAAACCUAUUACUAUGGCUGUUGUGGGUAAACUGUGGGAAGAUGGUAAACUGAACAUUGAUAAACCUAUUCAACAGUAUCUUCCUGAUUUUCCACAAAAAGAAGUGGAUGGAAAAAAGGUUCAGAUAACAACAAGACAACUUGUUUCACAUUUAAGUGGUAUAAGACAUUAUGAUAAGAAAUACCUUGAUAAAAACAAAGAAAAGAAUGAUAAAAAGAACGAUACCAACAUACCAACAGAAUUUGAAUUGAAAGAAUAUUAUCUAAAGAAAUACUUUAAAAAUGUCACUGAAUCACUGAAUUUGUUCCAAGAUGAUCCUUUGGUGCAUAAACCAGGUAGUAAAUUCUUGUACACAUCACAUGGAUGGACUGUAGUCAGCGCUGUCAUUGAAGCAGUCACUAAAAAACAGUUCACAGAUGUGAUUAAAGAUGUUUUUAAACAGUUUGGAAUGGAGAAGACAUAUCUAGAUGAAAAUGAACCCCUAAUUUAUAAUCGUUCCAGAAAUUACAUCAAAAAUAAGAAGGGAAAGCUUGUAAAUGCUCAAUAUGUUGAUAAUUCUUACAAAUGGGCUGGUGGUGGUUUUCUCUCCACUGUUGGAGAUCUUUUAAAAUUUGCUCACAUUAUGUUGUACAGUCUUCAGACUAACCAAUCAAACUCUAAAAAAUCAGGCUAUCUCAAAGCAGACACAAUGAAAACAAUAUGGACGCUAGUUGAUAAUACAAAAUUAAACUGGGAUAAAGAUGGUGGUUAUGGGAUGGGAUGGGGUGUGGUUCCAGAAAAACAGGAAUACGGUUGCGGUCGGCAACAAAGAUUCUAUGUCACACAUACAGGUGGAGCUGUCGGAGCCAGUAGUGUUCUGGUUAUUCUACCGCCAAGUGAAGAUAACUCUAAAACAUUUGAUAGCUUACCUAAAGGUGUUUGUGUUACAAUGAUCACCAACAUGAUAUCUGUAUCACUCAAUAAAACAGCUUUAGAAAUUGCUAAAAUAUUUGAACAGUGUGAUAAUAAAUGAUGUUUAUGUUAAUUAGAAAAUUUUUAUAUAUGCAACAAUCAAAACUUUAGUCUAAACACCAAAGAUCCUGUCAUAAUUUUUAUUUCAUAAAUCAAUUUCUUUAACUGUAAAGAAAUGUUCUUAAAAAAUAAUUAUGUUUCAAUUGUUGAUUUUAUGAAUGAUUUUUAUUCUGUAUAAAGAUUUUACAGUAAAAUUAAUUUGUUGAAUGUAGUGAUGUAAUCUGUAUUAAUUUGCAUGUAAACCCCUACAUAUACCCUUAUGACACCCCUGCAGUGUACACUAGGCCUAUCAUAU